This is a messenger RNA of Exophiala spinifera, 564 nucleotides long. RefSeq lists its product as uncharacterized. The transcript is spliced from 3 exons. Gene Ontology annotation, cellular component: Golgi membrane. Gene Ontology annotation, biological process: protein retention in ER lumen; retrograde vesicle-mediated transport, Golgi to endoplasmic reticulum. The record is from RefSeq and is a predicted model, not a curated record. The coding region runs from base 1 to 564 and encodes 187 amino acids. Lineage: Eukaryota; Fungi; Ascomycota; Eurotiomycetes; Chaetothyriales; Herpotrichiellaceae.
AUGGACGUGCCUGAGCCCGACACAACACCCUUUGACGCUAUCACGGUACAGAGUAACAAGCUGCAGAGACAAUACCAAACCUACCUCGACAAGUCGACCCCAUACGUGACCUACCGAUGGUCUGCAACCGGCGCGCUCCUUGUCCUGUUCUUCCUGCGCAUCAUCAUCGCCCAGGGCUGGUACAUUGUCGCCUACUGCCUGGGCAUUUACCUGCUGAACUUGUUCCUCGCAUUCCUGCAACCUAAAUUCGACCCCAGUCUGUCCCAGGAUGAAGGAUUGGAGGACGGCGAGGGCUCCGGGCUUCCCACCAAGCAAGACGAUGAGUUCCGACCAUUCAUCAGAAGACUGCCCGAGUUCAAGUUCUGGCACGCCGCCACAAGAGCCGUGACAAUCUCUUUCCUCUGCAGCUGGUUCGAAAUUUUCAACCUGCCGGUCUUUUGGCCCGUGUUGGUCAUGUACUGGCUAAUCCUGUUUUUAUUGACGAUGAGACGACAAAUUCAGCAUAUGAUCAAAUACCGAUACGUCCCAUUUUCUUUUGGCAAGGCCAAAUAUUCUGGCAAGUGA